Amphimedon queenslandica is the source of this 541-nucleotide messenger RNA. RefSeq lists its product as uncharacterized. The record is from RefSeq and is a predicted model, not a curated record. Lineage: Eukaryota; Metazoa; Porifera; Demospongiae; Haplosclerida; Niphatidae. Bases 35 to 526 code for a protein of 163 amino acids. The transcript has 4 exons.
ACAUGUAUGGCUGGAUGUGGUGAAGUAUGUUCUCAUGUCGCUGCAAUAUUGUUCAAAGUGGAGGCUUGUAUCCGCUUGGGGAUUGCUGCAAAGACAUGCACCUCGUUACCAUGUGUAUGGAAUCAAUCUUUUUCUACAUUGGUAUGCUUUUGGCUUUACACGUACUUUUCUAAUUAAUUGUAUCUUUCAGACACUACCAAGCCCUGUCUUUCAAAUUAAUUUUGAGAAACCUAGGAAGAGAUUUAGAAAAGAAGGGGAAACAGUCUCUCAGCCACAGAGGAAUACUUUAGCCAACCCAAGAAUUAGUGAAACAGUAUUGCUGCAGGAGCUACACAAAGUGUGCCCCACAGCUGCUGUGUUUACAGUGAAGGCAGGCUUCCCUUGCCAGCAAUUGUCAAUGAGAGAUGAUUCCGAUGCAACCUUAUCUGAGGAAGAAGAAUCAAGUACAAGUGGAGAUGAUGUGCAGUUAUUGAAAGACAGUGAUGAUACAAGUGCACGUAAUUUUAAUCUCUUUCUAUCUUUCUAAUGUAUCUAUUGAUUU